AUACACACAGAGCUCCCAUUGUUUGCAGCCCUUCACAAGCCCACUGAUCCUAAUAUGGAAUUCAGCAGGAAACCCAUGAUUUCCUGACACACAGCAAGCUGGAGAAAGAAAGGAAAAACUCCAUUAAAAACCUCCAGGCUCUCCUCCAUGUUAGAAAUGAGAUGGAAAAUGGAGUGGAUUUAACAGGAAUCCCCGAUCCCUGCGGCCAGGCGGGAGGAAGGCAGACACGAAUCCAAGCCGCAGGCUGCUGAUAUUUUUUAAGUUGCAAUAAAUACGGAGAACUGCAGGGCAGGAUGAGGAUUUCCUGACUCGGACGGACAAGAAAGGACAGAUCGCUUUUUCACGAUACUCCUCUCCGUGAAUUUAAUCUAUUCACCUCAAUGAUUCUCUGGACUGCUCUGGUAAUUGUUAGAAGCAGCUGUGACAGCCUGGAAACAUUAGUAUGAUUUCCUGAGUUUGAGCUUCCCCCCCCCUCCCCUUCCCCAACUACUCCAAACUCAGGAAAAGUCCAUACAAUCGCACUUCAUUUUUCCUUCAUGUGCACUUGGAAGCCCCGGGAGCAGCAGGAGCAGCGGCAGCAGACGCAAGGAUGAGCUGCAAGGCAGAAGGUGACAACUGCACUGACGGGAGCAGCAACAGCACCAAGAAGAUGUUAAAAUGUGUGGUGGUUGGGGACGGGGCCGUCGGGAAAACCUGUUUGCUGAUGAGCUACGCCAACGAUGCCUUCCCCGAGGAGUACGUGCCCACUGUGUUUGACCACUAUGCAGUAACCGUGACUGUGGGAGGACAACAGCACUUGCUGGGACUUUAUGACACAGCAGGGCAGGAGGACUACAACCAGCUGAGACCCCUUUCCUACCCCAACACAGACGUGUUCUUGAUCUGCUUCUCAGUGGUAAACCCUGCCUCAUACCACAAUGUCCAGGAGGAGUGGGUACCUGAGCUGAAGGUCUGCAUGCCCAAUGUGCCUUAUGUCCUCAUAGGAACACAGAUUGAUCUGCGAGAUGAUCCCAAAACUUUGGCUCGUCUGCUUUACAUGAAGGAGAAACCACUCACCUAUGAGCAUGGCGUGAAGCUGGCGAAGGAGAUUGGAGCACAAUGCUACCUGGAGUGCUCAGCCCUCACACAGAAAGGCCUUAAGACUGUCUUUGAUGAAGCAAUCCUGACUAUUUUCCACCCCAAGAAGAAGAAGAAGCAUUGUGCAAAGUGCCACAGAUGCUGCACCAUUGUAUGAAGUCACUUGGAAAGAAAAGUGAGAUGAGUUCAGUGAAACCAAGCAGGUUAGAAAGGCAAUGAAGGUCAUAUGCAACUGAAAAGGGGAACAUGAUCAGAAAGGGGUCCUUUUUACCCAAAUAGGAGCCCUCCACUCUGUGAAACCUCCAAGCUGUAUCUCAAUAGGCCAAUUCUUGUCUAUGAGCUUUCCUAAACCUUCAGAGUUGUAGGCAGCCUGUUUCCACCACUGCAAACUGUGCUGAGCCAACAGAAGCAAGGAUGCCUCCUCCUGCUUGACUCUUCUUCACCUUAGGAAUAAGAAGAAGGCACUGUGUGGCAAAAUAAAUAAAUAAAUAAAUAAAUAAAAUUAAAGGGAUAAAAGAAACAGAACAAACUCCAUUUGUGGCCUUAAGCAAGAGUUGAUCAAAAUUAAGAAUUUGCAGUGCUUAGGAAUUUAAUCUGAACUGACUGAAAGAACACGGAGAUCUGUAGAAAUCUACUAUGUAAGAUAUACGCUAUAGGUAGGAUGUACUUUUGAAUUACUUUUCUUUUAUAAAACUCAUUACUUCAGGAUAUACUUCCGUACGUUCAAGCUGCAUGGAAGCAAAGGUGGAGCGAGUCCAGUUUGUCUUCACUUAAUGGUGAAACUUCACAGCGUCAGUACGUUGCUGCACCCAAGCUAUCAAAAUGGAUCAACAUUUACCUCCAGACUUAAGGAAUGUUCUAAAACUAAAAAAUGCAAGUAACUCUAUUUGUACAAGGGAAUAUUCAGGCUGAGCCACGUUUCCAUAAGCUGGGAAAGGAAGAACAGAGUUGUGGUGUUUAUGUACUGAGACAAAGACAUUCUGCCACCAAAGAAUAUUGCCCUGGACAUGAAACACCAGCUCGGAACAAUCGCCUUUCCAAACUGAGAACAUGAAAGAAAUACAUUGCCAUGGCAACUGAAAAAUUACCUUAUAGAUCAGCUGGAGUUCUACAUCCCACCCAGCAGACAAAAAUAGCACAAACCAAAAAGCCAAAGGUCACACCGAUCUCAUGUACUUUAAAAUGAUCCAAGUGCCUUACGAUUUUUUUAGAGUGUCUCAUGUAAAAACCUUAUCAAAGCAGAAUUACAAACAUUGUGAUUUACUGUGGUCCCCCUCCUCUCAUUCACUAUUUCGCUUCGCUCCCACUCUUCCAUCCUCAUUGCGGUAAGUGCUGAUUAAGUUGCAGUUCUCAGCAGUGGACUUUCAGAAGAUGGGCUGCAGCCCUUAGCAUAGGGGUGGGAAGUCCAGACCUCGAGGGAGCACAUGCUGCCUGUAAGCUCCCCGUGCUGUUGGGAAAAUUGUGCCUUUCCACAAAAGCCUCUCCAGGAAGCCUGUACUUUUGCACAUCACAGCAACACUGAUGCUCAGAGGUGAGCUCAAAGGGCAUCUGCCUUUGGGAACAACAGCAAUGCCAUGAGAUUGUCUUGUGGAUCUCAUUCCCCAAGCAGAAAAUCACCGUGACAGAAAAUACAGAGACCUCUAAUAUAACUCCUGGCAAAAGCAGCAUCUCUAUUCGGCAUUUUGAAAACUGCUCGAACUAAGCAGCAAACAGAAGAGAACAAUCGUGAUGCAGUGCCCCAUCCUUUAGCCAUGGAAGAUGAUGGAUCCAAGCUCCUGUUUUCACUCUAGCAGAAAUUAUGUUUACCAUGGACUCUGACAGAAACCAGAUCAGACGCAAAGCAUUUCCAAGUAGAGAUCAACUGCUCUCACUGGAAAAAACUGACCAAACCUGAGGUCAGUGCCACUCACCACCUCUUGUGCUGCACACAAGCAUGGACGAUAGCUAAAAUUAUGCUAAUGAAUAGCUAAAAGAGAGGCUUCUUUACUGCUGGCAAUCAUUGUGGAUAUCUUAUAUCACGUCCCAGAGAAAUCGACUGACUGACACAACACAGCUCGGAGCGAGGACAGAGCUGAGCCUGGUGAAGGAGCUUAUGUCGUGCCCUAGAGGCUGUGCUGCUGUCCCAGCACUGAGCAUUCACACUGCGGGGACACCAGUGAUCAGCUGAUCUGAAAUGUGUAACACGGUGUUAGAAGAGCAUGAGGAAAACUAGGAGUGGCCAAAAAUCCACUGAAAAAUAAAAGAAGGGUUUCAACAGAAAAAAAAUAAUGAGAGCUUCACUGUGCUGCUGUUUGCUUCAGUGGAAAUAAAACUGGGUGAUGACUUUGUGAUUUAGGCUGCUGUAAAGCAUUAGCCUAUAUGCAACUCUCUGGUUAAAGUAAGUGAAGUCUGCUGUAGCUGGGGUGCAAUGGAAACACUCAGUUUGGAGCUGCCAGGUACUCUCAGAGCUUCACAAAAUACAGAGGAAACAAUUCAGACCGACAGCUGAGCUUAUCAUAAAAUAAUGAGCGCAGUGAAAAGUGCAAUAUAGCAUUCCCAGCAUGUGUCAGAGAAAGCCACAAUAACCAAAUGAUAUUUUUGCCUGGUAUCAGGGGUGCCUAUUAAUAGUGAUGGGAUGGUAUAGGAUAGACAUAUAAAAUCAUAUAGGAAGUUGCACCAUUAAUGUAAUUGCAGUGGUUUGAGGAAAAAUAACUUACAAAAACCCAUAUGGUGAUGAAGAAGAUAAAUUGCUACUAUCCUGAUUUAUUAAACUGUAGCACCCUGCACAAAUCAUUGCAUAGCACUGAAAGUAGAUACAUGUAAAAAAUAUUACAACUAACCUGGGUUUUAUUUGUGUUUACAAGGUCUAGCACAUCAAGUUUGCAAAACAGUGCAAUUUCAAGUUUUUCAAGCUAACUGGGAGCAAAAUUUGUCAUUUGGGAGCUGCAAGAGUGGGUGAGUGGUCACAAUCCACACUCUGUAUUCCAUUUAUUUUUCAUUUCUCUUCCAACAAAUAUAACUGAUUCUUUUUUUUUUUAAAGACAUGGCUAAUGCAGGUCUCAUAAACGUCAGUCCUGUGUUAGGUUAUAUACACACAUUCAUCCAUGCCAUGCGGCUUUUUUUCAAGGAUCUGACCAGUUACACUGCUGUUUUGGAGAGGAAGGAACAGCACAGGCCAAUAGGCUUCAGAAAAGUGUUGUGGGCAGAUGUAAGCAGACUCGUUGACUAUCUGGAAAGUCAUACCUAAUGCCUUUCCUACAAACAAACAGAUGGUAUGUGAGCAGGCAGCAAGGCUUAUUUUCAGUAAUAUCAAAACACCAGGCACAGUGCAAGCACAUGCGUAAGGCAACAGAUAGAAAUUUCAAGUUAUUUUCAAGCGCCAUUAGUAACGAGAAAAGAAAAUCAAUAUGUGACUGCCAGCUGAACAGAGAUAGGUUUUCUCACUGUUAGAUGAACUGGAAAUCAAAUCUGGACUUCACCUUCUAAGGAAUGCAGGUCUUAUAGCCAUAAAAGCUAUGAACCAUCCCGGGAACCUGAGCAUGUCGUUUUAAUGCAACCAAUGUCAAAGCCCUUCCCAACAGCUGCCUUUGCUAACAGUCUGCUAACGUUUCACCACAGCUUAACAGAAAUCUGCUAGAUCCUAGAAAACCCAUCUUCUGUGUCCGCUUCAAAGUUCUAUCAGGAGUUGUUAACUUGAAUUUAUCUGACAAAGAAGAAUGUAGAAACAAGGCUCCAACCCCACCCAGGAGCAAUUUGUUCCACCAUGUCUAAGUGCCACGUGCUUGUGUCCUCCAUGAGAAGUGGGGAGCAGCUCUCAAUCUGAACUCCCCCAGCUGUCCUGGGUGCAAUACCGACUGUCACAGCGACGUGUAGCUCAUGAAGAGCAACCAAUUUCAUCAGACCAAGAAACAAAAAGCUUACAAUAAAAUCAUUAAGGUUGGAAAAGAGCACUGAGAUCAUCUAGUCUAACCAUCAACCCAUCACCAAUCUUCUUCAUCUUGUGCCACUUUGAAUUAGGCCCAAUUAGUGCCAAAGGCAUGAUAUGGAUCAUUCCCUCUGCUUCCACUGGACCUGACACUCAUCUUCUACUCCAACAGGCUGGGAGAGAGACACAAAGAAUCAGUGCAGCUGAGAAAAGAAGCUCCUCUUGCUAAGUAGGGGCUGUAGAAUUCACACCGCAUCCAGCAGCACCACUGAAACAAUCAUUCAGCAGCUGUCACUGAUAUUUCACACAUUUCUCCUCUUUUAAAGCACUGCUUCAGCUCAAAACAAACACAGCUGUCAAGAUCUCACCCAACAUACUGUCUCAAGGCUCCAGAGACCCAAUUUGAGAGGCCUUUACAGGAGCUUGGAAAAGGUUGUAGAAGUUCUUGCAAACAAUUUCUACCGCUACCUCACAUCAUCACAGCCAGAAUCAUAUACAGCAAGCGACACAGUGGCCAAUUACACACAGAGUGUGUCUAGCAGAUGUGUUUUCAUCAUAUGAGCUGGCACUUCCUUCAAUAAAUGUCCUUGUAAUCAAAUAUGAAAGAUGCCCAUUUGCUCGCAUAGCUUAUACUGGUAGUCCAAGACCUUUUCUUCAGCUUUUUUCCCCAGUGGCACAACAAAAACCUCCUGACUCACUGUACCAAAACCCAUCUGGAUUAAAAAUAAAUUGCAAUGGCAUCAAGCUGCCUCAAGGCAGGCUGGUCUGAAACGCAAGCACAAAUGGAGAAGGCACAUUUACCUUCUCCACCAAAGCAGCGCAACAUAUGCUCGUAUUAGCCCAGGGACCAUCUGUUCAAUGAGCAGGUUGAAUGCAGGAAUCUGGCUGCACAUCCACUGCUCCCCAUAUUUUCUUUUCUUGCCUGAAGAGUAUGUGCAAUUUGUUUUAUCUUGCUUAAAAUGUAUAACAGAACAUUUUCUGGGUUUACAUCUCUGCAGGAGCGGAGGGGUAUUUGCUGUGACAGGAGGUGAGCAUGGAGCAACCUCUGUCAGAUAAUUUCCAGAUGCAUUUGUGCUCGAAGUAAAAGUGGAGACAACUCAGCUAUAAAUGCCUGUUUUUCUCCUGAUGAAUAGAGACCCUGUGAGGGCAGGGAAAAGCCUCCCAACAAUUUCAGCAGUGGCUUGUGAUCUCAGCUCCGUUCACCUAACGAAACAAAACAUGAAUAGAAACAUUUCUGAAUCAAGAAGUUGGGACAAAAAUAUUGAUUAGCAGGAAUGAAUGCAACAGAAGAACUGCAUCUUCUCUUCUGCUCUGUUGGAGAGUUGCAAAAUCAGGGCCCCGAGCCACAUUAUGAGGAAAUUUCACUUUAAGAUGUUAAGGGGAUGCCCACAAUUAGGAUGUUUAUUGUUAUUAUUAUUAUUUUCAUUUUACUUUCUUUGUUUCAGUUAAAGCUUUCAGAAACCUGUGAGCAAGAAUACAUUUUUCCUGGGUAGUUCCAGGAACCCCAACAGAACAAAAAGAGUCAGAAACUCCCUGCAAGAGCUAAAUCAGCUCACAAGCCCAUCUAUCACAGAGCAACAAGCAAAAACUCACAUGAAUUGCUGUCACUGGUGAAAAAUCCCUUUGACUUUGAAAAUAGUAUGAACGGAAAUAACAUUGAGCAUGAUUCCCCUGUCCUUCCAGAACCAUAAUGCGGUGUUUGGCUGCUUCUUCCAACUCUAAUUUCAGGAUGGGGUUUUCGAAGAUGCAGUGCUUUGGCUUCAUUUCAGUUCUCGUGAGGACAAUGGAAGAUUUCAGUGGGCUCCACAUAUGACUAAUGUGGAAAGCAUUUGAGUCUCUUUAUAUUUCCUCUUUUUCUCCCCUUUAUUUUGUGAUUGACGAAGCCUUGAGCACACAGAUAUACUGAACCAGGUCCAAGAAUCUUUUGUACCUCUGGGCUUCUGUUUGCUUACUCUAAAGAAAUUAGGCAUCUGGAGACUUUGCUGACCUGAACUUUAGCUCAAGCUUCAGAGAUGGGAUUUGUAACUCCUGUUUUCAACCAUCACUAGGCUGAAGGUGAAAAUGAUUACAUUAACAGUGUAAUAUCAAGACAAACAGGUUUCUUCACUGAGUUUGACACUGCACUCAUUGCUCUCAUUAAAUUUCAUUUCAUCCCAGUGGAAUGGUAGCAUUCAGGAUGGCAGAUUGAAUUUUGGAUUGGUUUUGUCAACAAUCAGUUUGAGCUCUCCCUGAUAUCAUCACUGGCAAAUUUUGGCUUUGAUCAGAGGUCAAUGAAUUCACAGCAAACAAUUGCCAACAGCCUACAGUUUUCAGAUCUUCCGGCACAACAGCUAUUUGUACUGAUAGCAUGUAGAAAUUGUUGUCUGGUAUCUGUCAAAGUAGUUUGGGUGUAAGCCAUAUCCACAGUGUGACUGUCACACCGACUCUCCCAGCACACUUGCCCAAAGGAGGCAGCUGCUCAUCCAGCAUUACUGAACUGGCAGGAUGUGGAACUGUCCUAUCAAUAUGCAAUAAAUGAGCCCAAACUUUUCCCCAAACUUGUAAAUAUUAAUUCAGGAACAAGCACUAACAUAAAGCUGCCAAAGCCUAAUUCACUCAUGAGCAAAAGUGACCUCAGGUGGUGAGACCAGGAUGCCAGCUGGGAAGGCACAAGAUAGCUGCCCUCGUCCCUAUGGCAUGACCCAUGGACAGGGCUCGGAGGUGCCCUCAUGGAGUAGCACUGGGACCCCUGGAGCUCAGCAGCACCUUGUGACUGGGAGAGCUUCCAAGAGGAAGGCUGCAGAGAGGAGGAGCAGGGAGACAGACCUGGACUGUCCUUGAGUGCAAGGAUAACUGAAUCCAGUUGAAACUGUUAUGAUGUUGAUGCACUUGUACAGGCAUUUCACUGCAAAGAGAUUCCCUGCUUCCCUGAGAACAUUUAUUUCCUUUCCUUUUGCAUGAUACUUCAGCAAUACUUUGAGUAGCAGUGCAACAAUGUAUUCACAUUGACUGUGAAGCAAAUGCAAUGACUUCAGCCCAGAUCAGGACCUAACACAUCACCCAUCAGCUGUUAGCACAUUAAGAAAAAUAGUUAUCUACUUUACUUGACGUAAGCAAAAGCAUUUCUCUCUUACAAGUUGCUAUGUGCAAUAUCUCUGGAGUAUAGGAGUGGUAAAACCAAAGAACAAGUACUAGAAAGCUAUGUUUGACUUCUGAGUGACAUAAGUCUUUUCAAAGAUGAACCAAAUCUUCAAAUUUCAACUCAAAGCAAUAAAAUUUCAAACCAAGGAAAUUCAGUUUUCCAGGAAUUGUUUUGCAUAUUUUAAAAAUCAUGUAAACAGUAUUAGUUUCCUAUUUACAGCUCAAUUCUGUACUCUUUUGCUUAUCCUCUUUUAAACAUGUAAUUAUUGUAUAUUGUAACUGCACAUUAAUAUCCUCUAUUGUACAUAGUUUAUUUUAACAAAAUAAAUGUAUUACUAAGUAUUUUGACAGCA
Numida meleagris (helmeted guineafowl) is the source of this 8454-nucleotide messenger RNA. RefSeq names its product ras homolog family member J (gene RHOJ). The record is from RefSeq and is a predicted model, not a curated record. Gene Ontology annotation, biological process: small GTPase-mediated signal transduction. The transcript has 5 exons. Gene Ontology annotation, molecular function: GTP binding; GTPase activity. Lineage: Eukaryota; Metazoa; Chordata; Aves; Galliformes; Numididae. The coding region runs from base 590 to 1234 and encodes 214 amino acids.